AAAACAAUUGAUCCCAUAAGCUCUUCACAACAAAUAUAAUGGCUGAUUCUUCUGCUGCUUACAUUCAUAUGGUGCAACGCUUGAUUGAAAUGUGUUUGAUCUUCCGUAUGAAUAAAGAAGAGUGCAUGGAAGCUGUUUCUAAACACGCCAAUAUCAACCCCGUAAUCACCUCUACUGUGUGGAAGGAAUUAGAGAAAGAAAAUAGAGAGUUCUUUGAAGCUUAUUCGGAGUCUCGAACCAUAGACGAUAGAAUAUUAGUUGAAGAAGAGACAAGACGGUUGAUCCAAAGGAUGAUGUCCAAACAAGAUACCGAUGACUAGCAAUUUCUAUAUGCAUGCAUGCACGGAUUACCUAGAUGGCAUAAGUAGACUUACAUUGUUCAUAUCCAAUUGAAAUAUGCCACGUGGCCCUCUGGUAAAAAAAUAAGGGCUGUUAUGUAGUUACUCAUGAUAUAUAUUUACCAUGAAUUAUUUUUUAUUUUCUUGGGUAAAUUUUGCAAGGUAACUGAGAUGGUGACAUAAGACUCUUCUUCUAUCGUC
Molecule: messenger RNA, 539 nt
Organism: Cucurbita pepo subsp. pepo (vegetable marrow)
Lineage: Eukaryota; Viridiplantae; Streptophyta; Magnoliopsida; Cucurbitales; Cucurbitaceae
Source: RefSeq, a predicted model, not a curated record